Galeopterus variegatus (Sunda flying lemur) is the source of this 3241-nucleotide messenger RNA. RefSeq names its product dickkopf WNT signaling pathway inhibitor 2 (gene DKK2). Gene Ontology annotation, biological process: negative regulation of canonical Wnt signaling pathway; multicellular organism development. The record is from RefSeq and is a predicted model, not a curated record. Gene Ontology annotation, cellular component: extracellular region. The transcript has 4 exons. Lineage: Eukaryota; Metazoa; Chordata; Mammalia; Dermoptera; Cynocephalidae. Gene Ontology annotation, molecular function: receptor antagonist activity; co-receptor binding. The coding region runs from base 304 to 1083 and encodes 259 amino acids.
GGGUCUUCUCGCACCCCGGUGACGCCUCCUCGGCGAGAAGGCGCCUAGCCUUUGAUUGCUUCCAGUUACUGCAGAACUUCCUGCCCUGGUGGAGAAGCGCGUCUCGCUUGGGUCGCGCUCCCUCCUGGCCUGAGGCGUGAGACUGAGUUCACAGGUCCUGGGACCCCGAGCCAGGAAGGGUUGAGGGAGCAGAGUCUGCGAGCCUCCGCGGCCCGAGUGAGGGGUUUCGUGUUGGGAUCCUCUCCCCCCUUGCACUAGCACCCCUCCAGGCUUCGCGCCUCCCUGGGGACCCCUCGCUGGGAGAUGGCCGCGUUGAUGCGGGGCAAGGAUUCGUCCCGUUGCCUGCUCCUACUGGCCGCGGUGCUGAUGGUGGAGAGCUCACAGCUCGGCAGCUCGCGGGCCAAACUCAACUCCAUCAAGUCCUCUCUGGGCGGGGAGAUGCCUGCCCAGGCCUCCAAUCGAUCUGCGGGCAUAUACCAAGGACUGGCUUUCGGCGGCAGUAAGAAGGGCAAAAACCUGGGGCAGGCCUACCCUUGUAGCAGUGAUAAGGAAUGUGAAGUUGGGAGAUACUGCCACAGUCCCCACCAAGGAUCGUCAGCCUGCAUGGUGUGUCGAAGGAAGAAGAGGCGCUGCCAUAGGGAUGGCAUGUGUUGCCCUGGCACCCGCUGCAAUAACGGCAUCUGCAUCCCGGUCACUGAGAGCAUCUUAACACCUCACAUCCCAGCUCUGGAUGGCACUCGGCACAGAGAUCAAAACCAUGGUCAUUACUCAAACCACGACUUGGGAUGGCAGAAUCUAGGAAGACCACACACCAAGAUGUCACAUAUAAAAGGGCAUGAAGGAGACCCUUGUCUCCGGUCAUCAGACUGCAUUGAAGGGUUUUGCUGUGCUCGUCAUUUCUGGACCAAAAUCUGCAAACCAGUGCUCCAUCAGGGGGAAGUCUGCACCAAACAACGCAAGAAGGGGUCUCAUGGGCUGGAAAUUUUCCAGCGGUGUGACUGUGCAAAGGGCCUGUCCUGCAAAGUUUGGAAAGAUGCCACCUACUCCUCCAAAGCCAGACUCCAUGUGUGUCAGAAAAUCUGAUCACCACUGAGGAAGAACAUCACUAGCAGACUGUGAAUUUGUGUAUUUAAUGCUUUAUAGCAUGGUGGAAAAUAAAGUUUGGAAUGCAAAAGAAUGGCUAGGAUAAGAUAUAUGGUAAGAAUAUAGAUCACAGAAGGAGAGAAAGAAAAAGAGAAUUGAAUGGAUUAGAAAGGGUAAAACAACACAACCAGUGUGUUUCCAUUAUGCAACUUGUUUAUGUAAAUAAUGUACACAUUUGUGAAAAUGCUAUUAUUAAAAAAAAAGCACACAGUGGAAAUAACUGACGAAUACGAAGUGACUUUCUAAGAAUUUAGUUUGUGCUGGUGGAGGGGUUUCCUUCAGAAUGGUGAUUGCCUAUAAAAAUAACCCAAAAGCCAUAUUUCUACUCAAAAUUAUAGUUUAUUAAAAUACUCCCAGUACACUUUGGCAAAAUAGGCUCUAAAACACGAAAAGAGAUGUUAAACAGGAAAUAAAAACAUGGAACACAGGUAAUUUGCAACAUAGAAACACCUUUUAAUUUGGAACACUACUUCCACUGCUCAGUUAAAGGCCUUGUUGGACAAGAAAACAGGCAGUCAAUAUUUUCCAAAUAGUUUCAAAAUAAUGGAAGGUCUUUUAGUAGGGCCCUUAGAAAACAAAACAAAACAUUUUUUCUCAAACUGCUUGUUUACAUUUUUCAAAAAUUCAAUUUCAGCUAUACUUAAUAAGAACCAGUAUAAGAUUAAAAACAGUUCAGAUUUUAAAGGAAUGACAUUGCAUCUCUCUUAAUCAUAUGUGAUUUCUACCCUGAAUACAUUUUAUUUUCCAAACUAUACCCAUUAAUUGUGACUAGCAUAGCACAUGCACAGAGCAAAAUUUUCACUGAUUGCAAAAAACUUAAGGAUGUCUAAAAUAUAUGGGAAACAAAGCAAAUGGAAAGAUCAUUAUUUUUAAAAAGCUUUGACAUGUCGUAGGUUUUCAUAGAAUUAGACUGGUAAAUACAUUUAUUCUUUACAUAAUUUGCAGUAGAGUAAGGUAAAGCUGAUGAUAGAGACUUGAGCUACAUCUGUACUGCACUGAAACACAGCAAUGAAAUGGGGAAAACUUUGUCAAUUGUCCAGAUUUUACCACAACGUAGAUCAUAUGUUUGAAGCACAGGCUGCUUUUCGUCUUUGAAACCAGAUGCUGCACAACCUAAAUGAAGCUCUGCAUGGGAUUUGUUAUCGUAUUUACCACGCGGAGGAGUUCAGUGUGAGAUCACUUACUCUAACUAUCCUCAAAAUAUUUGUUUUAUAUUUUUGAGGUCCUAAAAUGAUAUUAAUAUGAAGAGGUCUCAUGAAAUGGACUCCUAAGGUAGGUAGUGCAGUGAGGUUCCACUGGCCUCCAUAAGCUUCUAACUGGCCUAUGGCAUCAUCUCAUUUUUCUGCAUGAACUUCUCUCUGCAACAGCUGUUUUAUUGCCAAAGAUAUAGUUUCCUUUUCUGCAGCCAUUAAAAAAUAUAAAUGGAAUACCUUGUAAAAUCUACAUAUCACUUAUCUUAAAAACCACAGGUUCUAGAUUCUUUUAAACCACUUUACAUUUUUACUUAACUCUGUUCUAAAAAUUACGUCUAGAGCAUAAAAGAAAAAAAGGGUUAUCUUACAUUUGGUACUUUAAACUUUUAUAGACUGCAAGUCACUCCUUAAUUUUCUUUUACUUAAACCCCAUCUGCAGUUUUAAAUUCAAGUUUUCCCAAUAGUAAUUAAAUCUUGAGCCUGUAUAUCUAUUAAUAAUUUCAGCUUCCCACAUGCAUUUACUAGGAUGAUUAAGAUUUAUGUUUUCCUCACAUGUCUACAAAAACAAAAAUUAUAAGCUAAUUUAUCCAAAAGCCAAAGUUUAUACAAACAGAUUGCUAUGAGCUUGGUGACAUGAAAAUAGAACAUUUCAGCCAAACAUUUCCUAUAUAGCAAUUACAUUUACAAUCUGGUUUCUGCAUUAUUUCCCUUAUGUUCACCCUUUCAAAAAUUAAUAUUUUUAAGUAAUUUAUUUACAGGAAAUGUUAAUGAGAUGUAUUUUCUUAUAGAGAUAUUUCUUACAGAAAGCUUUGUAGCAGAAUAUAUUUGUAGCUAUUGACUUUGUAAUUUAGGGGAAAUGUAUAAUAAGAUAAAAUAUAUUAAAUUUUUCUCUUCCAAAAAUUGAA